Menidia menidia (Atlantic silverside) is the source of this 449-nucleotide messenger RNA. The record is from the annotation of a GenBank genome assembly. NCBI's taxonomy places the organism in Eukaryota, Metazoa, Chordata, Actinopteri, Atheriniformes, Atherinopsidae.
UUUUUUUUGUCCUGUCCCUCUUACUCGUGCGUGUCAUAAAAACAGGUUUCUGUGCACACUUGUGUUUACUUUCAGCAAACCUAAGGGAAGAAUAUGAAGGCACCUGUUGGAAAAGCGCGUGGAAUUCCUCUAAAACCAAAGAGAAGGGUUCGAGAUUACGCCUCUUUCAUUUACAGAAGUCAUAAAGAGGCCGGCCCAAAUGCGGUGAGGAGUUCAGAGUUCCUGGCCUGUCGGCAGCUCCGUUUUCCCCAGCCGAUUCUCCUCAAACUGGUGAGCCUGGAGGCAUCUCGGCUGUCGAAGACCAACAGAUUAAAAGAGAUCACUCUACAAGAGAUCAGCGCUGCCGUCACACUUGUACAGAAAAGGAUUGGUUCCAGAGCUGCAGCAUGAAGAGAUGUACAUAAACUAGACAAUUUUAAUGUUAAAUAAAUAUAUUUUUUAAGUCUUUA